Messenger RNA from Knipowitschia caucasica, 462 nucleotides. NCBI's taxonomy places the organism in Eukaryota, Metazoa, Chordata, Actinopteri, Gobiiformes, Gobiidae. The record is from the annotation of a GenBank genome assembly.
AUGUGUGUCUGCCAUAUAACGCGCUGGCUUGUUGUCAUCUGGCUCAUCGUGUCCCUGGUCCAUCUGCAGGCCAAUGCUCUCCUCCAGUACUCCGCUGCUGAACUUUUAAAACUUCGGCACCACGUCCCCGCUCCUCUUCAGCCACCGGAGCGCGGACAUGACAUCCCCCCGGGCAUCGCCUUCCAGCCCCGGCGGCGGUACGUUCACCGUGGAUCACGCCAAGUACAGAAAAGAAAUAACGACGACAAGGUGGCAAGGAUGAUGGACAAGACCUUCGCACUCAGAAGGGAAGAGGUAGUCCGAGAGGCACCCAUGAUUGCAGAUUUCAAAACGAGGUGGCCGGCUCUCUUCCAUGUGCGUGAGGUGAGUUCCGAAUUCAAAAGAAUCACAACGCAUCUACAGUCAAAGUUCUUCGCUGAGCUGGAUGCUCACUCUGCUAAACUGCUCAAGGUGUAUGCCUAG